Molecule: messenger RNA, 2269 nt
Organism: Oryzias latipes (Japanese medaka)
Lineage: Eukaryota; Metazoa; Chordata; Actinopteri; Beloniformes; Adrianichthyidae
Gene: htra3b
Product: HtrA serine peptidase 3b
Biological process (GO): proteolysis
Cellular component (GO): extracellular region
Molecular function (GO): protein binding; serine-type endopeptidase activity
Source: RefSeq, a predicted model, not a curated record
CGGCUUGCCGUACAUACCCGCUCUGGGACGGAGUUGCCGGCUGAACAGCUGGAGGAGUUCAUCCUGCAGGAGCUGAUGUUUACUUUCUGCUUGGUCUGGUUUGAAGGGAAACCCAGAUCCCCUCGCGCACACAGACAGACGGAUGCUGGAAGAUUUCUAUCUCCAGACUUUCCACGGAGGGAGGAACCCGUGAGCAAGACACGACCCGCGUAAAGAAAGCCUGACCUACUUUUGCAUCGAGGACAAUCAUCAUGCGGGUCGUGUUGUGGUUCAGCUCCGUGCUCUUGUACCUCGGCGGAUUUGCAAACGCAGAGCCCAAAGCAAAGUGUCCGACUCGGUGUGAUGUCAGCAGCUGUCCGAGCCCCAGCUGCCCCAGCGGCUACGUGCCGGACCGCUGCAACUGCUGCCUGGUGUGCGCGGGCGCGGAGGGCGAGCCGUGCGGCCGCAAAGACGACCUGCCGUGCGGGGACGGGCUGGAGUGCAAGCACCCGGCGGGGAAGCGGCUCUCCAAGGGCUUCUGCCAGUGCAAGCUGGGCCACAGAGUCUGCGGCAGCGACGGGAAGACGUACCGGAACGUGUGCCAGCUGAAGGCGACCAGCAGGGCGGCGCUGCAGCAGGGCCAGCCGGGCGUCAGCCAGACCCACAAGGGGCCGUGUGAGAGCAGUGCAGGUCCUUCACGGACGUCCAGCCCUCGCUACAAAUUCAACUUCAUAGCUGAUGUCGUGGAGAAGAUUGCCCCCGCCGUCGUGCACAUCGAACUUUUCCUCAGACAUCCUCUGCUGGGUCGCAACAUCGCUCUGUCCAGUGGCUCUGGGUUUGUGAUGACAGAGAACGGCCUGAUCGUCACCAACGCUCAUGUGGUCUCAAGCAGCUCUCCUGUUUCAGGCCAGCAGCACCUGAAGGUCCAGAUGCAUAAUGGUGACGUGUACGAGGCCACCAUCAAGGACAUUGACAAAAAGUCGGACAUCGCCACCAUUAAAAUCAACCCCCAGAUCAAGCUGCCGGUUCUGUUUCUGGGCCAGAGUGCAGACUUGAGGCCGGGUGAGUUCGUGGUCGCGAUCGGCAGCCCCUUCGCCCUGCAGAACACGGUCACCACGGGCAUCGUCAGCUCCGCUCAGAGAGACGGCAAGGAGCUGGGUCUCAGGGACUCAGACAUGGACUACAUCCAGACGGACGCCAUCAUCAAUUAUGGAAACUCUGGAGGACCUCUCGUCAAUCUGGAUGGGGAGGUGAUUGGGAUCAACACCCUGAAGGUCGCAGCUGGAAUCUCCUUUGCCAUUCCCUCUGAUCGGAUCACCCGCUUCCUCAACGAUUCUCUUAACAAACACAGUAAGGAGCUGAGGCCAAUAAAGAAGCGUUUCAUCGGAAUCCGGAUGCUGACCAUCACUCCAGCGCUGAUUGAAGAGCUGAAGCAGCAGAACUCAGACUUCCCCAACGUGACCUCUGGGAUUUACGUGCACGAGGUCGUUCCUCACUCUCCUGCUCAGAAAGGGGGCAUCAAAGACGGCGACAUCAUCGUGAAGCUGAACGGGAAACCUCUGACGUCCACGUCUGACCUGCAGGCGGCGCUGCAGGAGGAGACGGCUCUGCUGCUGGAGAUCAGGAGAGACAAUGACGACCUGCUCUUUAACAUAGAACCAGACGUCAUCAUGCAGUAGACUCUGGACAUCCAGCUCUCACGCGGGGCUGGAUGGAAGGCACAGUUUAGUGGAGGUACAGGUCAGAUGGCAGAACUCUGCAGCACACGUCUGACGCUGAGGGACCUCGAUGUUACGACGGCUGUAAAGGAGCAGAAGGAAACCAUGUGAUGCAGGAAGGCGACGGAUUACUGCUGAUGAGCUGAAGCACCCGUCCACCUGCAGAACUGCAUCAACACAAACCACUUUAGUGCAUUUAGAUACUUGAAGCGUUUUCACUCCAAUGAAGCAUUUUCUUCUUCUUGUACACAAAUGGACAGAUACCUCAGAACCAGUACAGGCUGGUAAUGCUCCUCUGUUGAUGAACACAAGACAGAACUGAUGCAGUCCACGCUCAAAUGGAAGGAUGUUCAUUUAGCCAAUUUAAUUGUAAAUAUUAUUUUUCGAUCAAAAAGCUGAAGUCCAAAUGUUAUUCAUUUGUAAUUCUUGCUUUCCAGUAUAGACCUGUUUAAGUACAAAUACACAAGUCUUCCUACAGUUGCUUCUUUCAGAAAACGUUGGACAAUCCGGUUUUGGUUUGGCAAUCUAUGAAACAAACGUUUGUCUGAAUAAAGACGGAUAUGGGAAUCUGA